Pneumocystis jirovecii RU7 is the source of this 447-nucleotide messenger RNA. Its product is annotated as 60S ribosomal protein L28. Gene Ontology annotation, cellular component: ribosome; cytosolic large ribosomal subunit. The transcript is spliced from 5 exons. Gene Ontology annotation, biological process: translation. The record is from RefSeq and is a predicted model, not a curated record. NCBI's taxonomy places the organism in Eukaryota, Fungi, Ascomycota, Pneumocystomycetes, Pneumocystales, Pneumocystaceae. Gene Ontology annotation, molecular function: structural constituent of ribosome. The coding region runs from base 1 to 447 and encodes 148 amino acids.
AUGCCAACAAGGCUUCAUAAUACACGUAAGCAUAGGGGACAUGUAUCAGCAGGUUACGGAAGAGUUGGUAAACAUCGAAAACAUCCUGGUGGUCGAGGUCUUGCAGGUGGCAUGCAUCAUCAUCGUAUCAAUUUAGAUAAAUACCAUCCAGGAUAUUUUGGCAAAGUAGGAAUGAGGUAUUUUCAUAAAACAAAUAAUCAAUUUUGGAGACCAGCGGUAAAUAUUGAAAAAUUAUGGACCCUUGUUUCAGAAGAAGAAAGAGAAAAAUUUUUAAAUAAAAAAACAGAUACAUCUCUUGUUAUUGAUACUCUUUCUUAUGGAUAUGGAAAAGUUCUUGGAAAAGGUCGUCUACCUAACACACCAAUUGUUGUUCGUACUCGAUGCAUUUCAAAAACUGCUGAAAAAAAGAUCAAAGAAGUUGGUGGUGUUGUUGAGCUAAUUGCAUAA